This is a messenger RNA of Elaeis guineensis (African oil palm), 839 nucleotides long. RefSeq lists its product as uncharacterized. Lineage: Eukaryota; Viridiplantae; Streptophyta; Magnoliopsida; Arecales; Arecaceae. The record is from RefSeq and is a predicted model, not a curated record.
AACAGGAAGAGAAGAAGAAACAAAGAAGAAGAGGGAAGGUGACCAUGGGCAACAGCCUUAGGUGUUGCUUGGCCUGUGUGCUUCCCUGUGGUGCACUCGACGUCGUCCGAGUUGUCCACCUAAAUGGCCAGGUCGAGGAGUACAGCCGGCAAGUCUUUGCAGGAGAGAUCUUGGCAGCGAAUCCUAACCAUGUGUUGAGCAAGCCAUGUUCUCAAGGUGUUGUUCGCCAGAUUCUGAUACUUUCCCCGGAUUCUGAACUCAAACGAGGUGAUAUCUACUUCCUGAUCCCAACAUCAUCAGUUCCAGAAAAGAGAAAGAAGCAUCAAAAGAAGAAGAGAAUUAAAAGUGUUACAAUUGAGAAGCCACCAGAAGAGAACAAUUAUUUAGCUGACAUCCUCUCAGAGAAGAAGUCCGGCCACCGGCGGCAAAGGAACGGUCGAGUCGGGGUGUGGCGGCCUCAUCUUGAGAGCAUAUAUGAGGAUCUAUGAGGCAAUUGAGCGCGGAAAGUGAUGACAAUUCCGGGCCGGAAUGUGGCCGGCGGUGAGGCCUAGGAGUGGUUCAGUUGCACGAGGGAUACCGUUUUUUCUAUGGUUGGUCUUCUGUGGAUGCUCGUGUAAUAUAUUUUUUUUCCCCUGCCACUUCAUGAAAAUGAGUGGAAGUUGUGGAAUUUUUGUAUUUUAUGUUGAUCUUUCCUUUGGAAAGAGAGAUCGACCUGCUCGAGGUGCAAGAAAGAGAGAGAAGAUUUAAAAAGGUGGAAACCGUUUGUAAUCAUAUGGAAAUGUACUUUAAUCAAUGCUAAAUUGUACAAAAUAAAUUGAAAGUUGUGGUUUGUUUUUCCA